AUGGUCAGUCCUCGCUCCGGGCGACCCGUCCAGACCGCGUCCAUGAUCCAUGACGGCGCAUCCAACUCAUCCACUCUGUGACCCAUCGACAGGCUUCUUCCUCGAGCUCGAAAAGGCCAGCCACCACUCCUGAAGAAUGGAACAACCGUCUCGCCGCCGUCGACGUCUCCAAAGAGUGAGUCCCUUCCUCUCUCGCAAACGAAAAGAGCUUCCUCCCACACCCCUCCUCGACUCGCUCCAUGGCCCCGACUACCGACGCUUGUCCUUGGAAUGAUGAGAACUUCUGUGGGAAUCUCUCCUAGCGUGCCAAUUACACGUCCACGAGGAAACUUUACAUAACACACCUCUGAUCACCGACUCGACCCCCGCGCCGCACGGCUGCCUCCUUCGCAACCUCGACUUGCCCCGGUGGCCUUGACCCCCAGCAUUCAUGAACUGACCCCGUAGCAUCCCCUUUUCCCUCAUCUACCGCUUCACGAACCGCCUCUCAGUGAUCUCAACUCGAUCAUCUCCGACUACCUCUUCACCGAAGGGUACCUCGAUGCGGCCACGCACUUUUCUCGCGAGGCCAACAUCUCCCCUCCGAUCGACCUCGACAGUAUCGAAUCGCGCAUGGAGAUACGUCGUGCCGUGCAGAGGGGCGAUGUGAGAGAAGCGACCGAGUUGGUCAACAACUUGGACCCAGAGGUGAGCUCCGCUUCCCCUUUUUCCUGUGCCCGUUCCCGUUCCGUCGCGGAGGGCCCACCACCAGAUUCGUCGUCGAGCAAAGAUUAUACUGUACUAUGCACCACUCUCAGAGUAGGUCCGCAGGUUGUAAUGACCCUCGGACCACGCUCGAAGAUGAUAAUAGGACAACCAAACCAAGUCAACAAUGAGCUCAAUCGAUUGCUGUUCACCCCAUCGGCACCACAACGGAUCGCUCUGCUUGCUUGAGAACACGAGUGCUGACUUGGGAUUGUCCCUACACGCUACGGGUUCCUCUCAGCUCCUCGACACGAACCCUGCACUGCACUUCCACCUACUGCAACUGCAGCUGAUCGAGUUGAUUCGACAAGGCGAGAUCGAAGAGGCGCUCACCUUUGCUCAAUCCGAGCUCGCACCUCGAGGUGAGGAAUCACCGCAGUUCCUCAAGGAGCUCGAAAGGACCAUGGCGUUGCUGGCCUUUGAGAUGCCUUCCCUGCUCGCUGCGACGGAGCCUUCCACGAAUUCGGCUCCGGCUGCAUCCGCUCCUCGCGCUUCGAGCGGCGGUGCUGGAAAGAAGAGUCGCAAGAGUGGUGCAGGAGGGGAAGGAUCAGGCCUCACGACCGAAGAUACCUCCAUCGCCAUGCCCUCCAGUAUCUCGUCCCUGCUGGACCAAUCCCAACGCCUCGAAACAGCCAGCGAACUUAACGCCGCGAUCCUAACCAGUCAAUCUCAUAGUAAGGAUCCUAAACUGCCGGGGUUGAUGAAGAUGUUGGUCUGGGGGGAGACGUUGUUGAAUGAGCGGAACGUGGAUUAUCCCAAGUGGUCGUUUCAUGAUCUGUUGAGGGAGCAAGGCGAGGGCGCGGAGGGGAGGGACGCGGACGCGAUGGACCUGUGA
Messenger RNA from Microbotryum saponariae, 1579 nucleotides. The record is from the annotation of a GenBank genome assembly. NCBI's taxonomy places the organism in Eukaryota, Fungi, Basidiomycota, Microbotryomycetes, Microbotryales, Microbotryaceae.